GCCCCCCUUCCUGUGCCCCUCGCUGCCGGGCUGCGUCCUUCUCCCCUCCCGCCUCUCCCUCUCUCAGUCUCCGCUCCUUGACCUCCGGUCGGCCACCACAGCCAUGUCGUCAAAGCUCGAACGUCUCUUCCACCUGCUGGAAGACCAGCGCUCCACGCCGGCCGUCCGACGUGCGGCCGCACGCCAGCUUGGCGAGGUCCAGCGUCGCCACCCGCACGAGCUGCGCUACCUCAUUCGCCGGCUUCACCCCCUUCUGCGAUCCCCCCAGUGGGAUGCACGCAUUGCAGCCGGGCUGGCCCUGGCCGAGGUGGCCAGUGCCGUGCCCCAGGCGCCGGCCGCCCAGCCACUGGCCAUGCGCCGGCGCCGCGCGGCCGCCCGCGUCAUCCAGGAGUCGCUGGCCGCCUCGCAAGCCGCCUCGCUGGCUGACAGCCGGGUCCCGGAGGGCGCGUCGACCGGCGCGGCUCCGGCCACGACGCUGCCCUACUCGGCCACCGUGCUGGCGGAUGGCGAAUCGGACGACGAGGCUGACCAUGCGUCGGCGGCCAUCUUGACCGCCUCGGCCGGUUCGGCCGCUGACACCACCGACGGCCCUGCCCCCAUCAAGUCCGAUCCCGAUGUCGACGAGGAGGCCGAGUCCGGGGCGUCCAUUCAGCGGCUGAACUUCCGGACCUUCGACUUUGCCCGGGUCCUUCGCCAUGGCCAGGCCCUGGGCAGCUCCUCCGGCGUCGAGUAUGAGGUUGACUGGUCGCGGUUGAAUUCGCGCGAGCGCCUGGCCGUCCAGCGCCAGCAGCUCAUCCGGCUGAACUUGUGCGAUGCCGCGGCCCUGGGCGCGGAUCCCAACGUGACCGAGCUCAUCUUUGACCGGCGGCUGAUUCGCGACCGAGACCUGCUGGCACAGGCGAAGCUCGGCGCGGCGGCGGCGGCCGCCGCCGCCGCCGUCAAAGCCGAGGACGCCUCCUCGAAUGAGGGCGCCGUGGAGGGGGUCCUCCGAGGCACGGCGCAGUUGAGCGCACGCGAGCGCCAACGCCAGCGUCUGGCCGAGCGAACCAAGUCCCGGCAGGCGGCCUCGGCCAGUGCCUCGGGCACCGUGGCCGUCCAGGUCACCGACGCCAUGGCCGGAGCCGGUGGCGACCUCUCCUCGACCAUCGGCCAGGAGGAGACCCCCCUCGGGCCGGACGGCGCAGCCGGCCCGGCGGCCGGGCUUGAGCACGAUCCCUUCGGCUCGGAGUGGCCCUUUGCCGAGUUCUUCGAAAUCCUGUGCCACGAUCUGUUCGACCAGUCGUGGGAGGUCCGCCAUGGGGCGUCGAUCGGCCUGCGCGAGCUGCUCAAAGCCCACGGCGCCGGGCUGGGGCUUCCCCAUGGGACCCAGGCCGAGGCCGGGGCCGCGCCCUCGCUUGGGGCCCUGUCGCGCGUGCACUCCGAGCACCUGGACGACGCGGCCAUCCGCCUGCUGUGUCUGCUGGUCUUGGACCGCUUCGCGGACUAUGUGGAGGCCGAGCGGGCCGUGGCCCCGGUCCGCGAGACCGCGGCCCAAGCCCUCGGGGCGCUGGUCAGCGUGGCCGGCGUCGGGACCGUGUCGCGUGUCUGGCAUGCGGUGUCCGUCAUCUCCGAGCAAUCGUCGCUGGUGGGGCAAGUGGCGCCCUCUGUGGCCCCUGGCGAUGAUGCUGGUCGUGACAGCUGGCAUGUGCGCCUCGGGGCCUACCUCGGCCUGCGCUAUGUGGUGGCCAUCCGCCCGGAUCUGGGCCCGGUCACCGUGCCGAUGGUCAUGCCCAUCGUGCUGAAUGGCAUCAAUGAUCCGGAUGAUGAUGUCCGCGCGGUGGCCUGUGAAACACUCAUGCCGGUGGUGGAUGUCCUGACGUCCACCUUCUUCGUGACCGGUGCCGAGGCCGCCACCGAGCGGUACCUGCGCUUCCCUCGCCAAUUGGCGGCCCUGCUGUCGGCUUUGGUGGCCGCGCUGACCGGGCCAGUUUCCUCGACCCCCGCCUCCUCGCGUGCAGCCCUGUCGAAUGUCGAUGACGAUUUGAGUGCUGCCACGGCCCAUGCGCUGGAUCUGCUGGGCCGGCUGCUGGUCGUGCGCGAUGUGGCCCUGGCGGUGUUCGGCAUCCGGCCGGCUGCCAGCAGCCCCGGUGACGCCCCGUCGCCCGAAGAGGAUUCGGCCCCGUUGCGCACCGGCAACUUGCGUGGUGUUGUGCCACCGCCGCCGGAGCUUCUGCGCGCCAUUCUGCCCUUCUCUCGGCAUCCAGUGGCGGCGGUCCGUCUGUCGGUCCUGCGGCUUAUUUCCAUGUUCCUGGGCAGCCUGGCCGAGGGGGAUCCGGCCGCGGCCGCCGCUGAACCGGACGAUCUGCCAACCGCCGCCGGGGCUCCCCUGCGUGCUCUUCCCUGGCAGUGGUCCAUGGCCUUGUGGUCGACCAUCAGCCGGAUUGUCUUCCAAAACUUCCUCCUCGAGGCCCAUGCUGUACGACAAUGA
This is a messenger RNA of Fonticula alba, 2467 nucleotides long. RefSeq lists its product as hypothetical. Bases 104 to 2467 code for a protein of 787 amino acids. The record is from RefSeq and is a predicted model, not a curated record. Gene Ontology annotation, molecular function: DNA binding; TBP-class protein binding; ATP hydrolysis activity. The transcript is spliced from 5 exons. Lineage: Eukaryota; Rotosphaerida; Fonticulaceae.